GCAGGCCGUGUCGAGCCGUAGUCGAGUCGGCACGGCCGGCUACUAUAUAAGCUCUCUCGCACCGAGUCGACGUCACACGUCGUUAGCACUCUGCACGGUGAGGAACUCCGCUCGUACCACCUGUUAUACCCUGCUGGAAACAGUUUCGGCCGCCUCGUCGAAUCGAGCCACGUUCCAACGAUCCAAUCGGCUACGUCGCGUCCUGCGAAGCACCGGAAGUUGCUGUUGCCUCCGUCAAAAAACAAAAAAAAAAAAAAAAAAGGAAAGGCGACGAGGAACUACUUGUUACCCGUCUCUUCUCGAUUCGCUUUCGUUCGUCACUGGGGACAGAUUUUUAUCUGCGACGAGAGGACCUCGAGCCACCAUCAGAUACUUUUCUAAUCUCCCAGAUACAGUCGAGAUUCGCGACACAAUGACGUUUAUGAGCAUACUGGUGUCCCUAUUGUUCGUCGCUAUGACUAAAAGUCAACCUGUAUCCUACGCGUACGACGAAAGAGAAUUGCCGUGGGAUCAUCCGUCUCUUUUGUUCCUCGUUGAGAGCCGAAUUCCAGAUUUAGAGAAUGAAAUGUUCGACUCGGGUAACGAUCCUGGAUCAACGGUGGUCCGGACGAAACGGCUGGAAUCGAAACGGAUUGGAUCGCUCUCGAUCGUGAACUCGCUGGACGUGCUGCGGCAGAGAGUCCUCCUCGAGCUGGCGCGGCGCAAAGCGUUGCAGGAUCAACGGCAGAUCGACGCGAAUCGACGUCUUCUGGAGAGCAUCGGUAAGAGAUCGUUCCCGCUUUACAACGUUGGCGACGCGUCGAAGGCUGCCGACUCGAGGACGAAGAACGGGAUCGAGUACGUGAUGGAGCAAAAGGAGAAGAGUCACGAUCGGAGCGCGGCGUCUGACAGAGUAGGGAACUGGCUACGAAACCGGGACGAUUCUGCUUUUCGAGAGAGACAAGACGAUCCGGUGCGAAGGGUUCAGACGAACGAGCUGCGUUUACUGUAAUCAACACGGAGAACGAUCAAGUUACAAUCAACUUUCGCUUUAUUACGGUUUUUUAUCUAACGAGCUAAUGAAUUGCGUAUAGUUUACUUAUUAUUCGUCGUAUUUCCUCAGGUUUUAUUAUGUACAUACACAAUACAUACGCGUUGCACACACACACACGCACACACACACAUAUAUUUUUAAUAUCGCGUUUCAUUCACGAAUUAUAGAUUAUUAAUACGUCGAGCGUCAGAUAAUUUGCGAAUGAGAUUGCAAGUUAGUAAGCAAAAA
Frieseomelitta varia is the source of this 1261-nucleotide messenger RNA. RefSeq names its product diuretic hormone 44 (gene Dh44). The coding region runs from base 413 to 991 and encodes 192 amino acids. The record is from RefSeq and is a predicted model, not a curated record. Gene Ontology annotation, molecular function: hormone activity. Gene Ontology annotation, cellular component: extracellular region. The transcript has 4 exons. NCBI's taxonomy places the organism in Eukaryota, Metazoa, Arthropoda, Insecta, Hymenoptera, Apidae.